This is a messenger RNA of Cuscuta europaea, 1926 nucleotides long. NCBI's taxonomy places the organism in Eukaryota, Viridiplantae, Streptophyta, Magnoliopsida, Solanales, Convolvulaceae. The record is from the annotation of a GenBank genome assembly.
GGCCAUUAAAAAGAGUAUUUUCAUAAAAUAAUGCAGAGAUUACACAAACUGAAAUAAGGUUGGACCUCUGGUGGUGCGCAUGUAUAUAAAGUCUACCACCGCUUUGCUGACUAAGUCACCGUGAUUGACUGAGUCACAGUGAUUUGCUGUCGGGUCGGGGUGGGGUUCUUGUGUGGGAGAUUCGUGGACCAAAUUGAUAAAAUAAUGCAUAGUGCAGGCCUGCAGCAGCCUCUCAAUAAUUCUUUCCACCAUCCAUGGCAGAAGUUGAAGUCAUAUCUACUUGUUUAGUCGGAGCAACGGCGGAAAGACCUGCCGCUGUCGCCAGAGUUGAUUUAACUCCAUGGGACCUGCAGUUCCUCCCAAUCGGGCCAAUCCAGAAAGGCCUCCUCUUCCACAAACCCAUUCCUCAUCAACAACAACAACUCUUCAAAUCCAAAUUCAUUCUUCACUUGAAAACCUCUCUCUCCUCCACCCUCGACUUCUUUCCGCCUCUUGCCGGCCGCCUCGCCUCCGAAACCACCAGCAACGACGGCGAGAAUGACAAUAACAUCUCCACCGUCGUUUUCGUGGAGUGCAAUAAUGCCGGUGUCGAGUUCGUGGAAGCCAAGGCCGCCGGCUUGACGGUGGCGGCCAUUCUCGAUCCUUCAAACGACGACGUUUCGAAGAUAAUCCGAUCUUUCUUUCCCCUGAACAGCACUCGGAAUUCCGACGGGAUCUACAAGCCGCUGCUGGGUGUGCAAGUGACGGAGCUUCUUGACGGCUACUUCAUCGGCUGCACUUUGAAUCACGCCCUCGCUGACGGCGGUUCCUUCUGGAACUUCUUCCGGUCUUGGUCUGAGCUUUCGCGCGAUUGCCGCCGUCAGAUCUCGAAAACCCCCAUCCUGGAACGGUGGUUUCCGGACAACACCACCUGCCCGAUUCGUCUCCCUCCCUCACCGCUAGAUGUUUCUGCUUUCACGCCGCCGCCGUCAUUACCGGAGACAGUAUUCCGUCUGAGCAAAGAAAACAUAGCUAAGCUCAAAAACAGAGCAAACUCUGAAAUGGGAGUAACGGAGAACCCCAUCUCCUCCCUGAUGUCACAUCUGGCUCAUCUGUGGCGAUCUGUCACCCGAGCAAGAAACCUACGCAGUGACGAAGACGUCCAUAUCAUGAUAAUCGUAGGCGCGCGUCCGAGGAUGUCUCUGCCGGAGGGGUAUUGGGGGAACGCGGCUUUCUUCGAGGUGGUGACGGAAAAAGCAGGGGAGGUGUUAGAGAAAGGGCUGGGGUGGGCGGCGUGGCGGAUGAAGGAAGCAGUGCAGAAGUAUACAAAGGAAGAAAUAGUGAAUCGGUAUAUGAGCUGGGUGAAAUCUCCCGUUCUUCACAGGAUGAAGAGUUUCCCGGCGAAUAUGCUGGGGAUCAGCAGCUCUCCUCGGUUCGACGUGUACGGGACGGAUUUCGGGUGGGGGAAACCGGUUGCGGUGAGGAGUGGGAUGGCGAAUAAGAUAGAAGGGAAGGUGACAUUAUUUGCUGGACCGGAAGAAGGGAGUGUGGACAUGGAGCUCUGCCUUCAUCAUGGAACACUAAUGGCGCUGAAAAAUGAUCCAGAGUUUUUGGAGUAUGUCACAAUUCAUCAUGAGAAAUGAUCCAGAGAUCUGCCUUCAUCAUGGAAGCAACGAAUAAUUUAUCUAUCUGGUCUCUGAUUGUGUACUGGUUUUUUCCCGACUGAUUGCUCGAGUAUUGGGGGUGAGAGUUUGAUAAAUAAUUGGAUAUUUGCAUUUUUGGUUCUUUCCAUUUCUCUCUCCAUUUUUCCUUCAUUUUUUUUUACUAUCUAUCUAUGCCUUUUUCUCCAUCCUACUCACCCACCUACCUAAUAGUGUAGAAUUAAUUAGCAUUAAUUAAUUAGUCAGUUUCCUUAUUGUAUUAGGACAUUUAUUAUUAUUUCUCUAU